Molecule: messenger RNA, 914 nt
Organism: Momordica charantia (bitter melon)
Lineage: Eukaryota; Viridiplantae; Streptophyta; Magnoliopsida; Cucurbitales; Cucurbitaceae
Source: RefSeq, a predicted model, not a curated record
UUUUGGAGGAUGUCGGUUUGGGUAUUGGAGGUCUUUCCAAGCAAAAGUGCAAAACAGUGCCCUGUUAGCUAAAUGGGGUUGGAGAUUCGGCUGUGAACCGCAUGCCUUAUGGCGAAAGGUGAUAGAAAGUUUGUAUGGUUCCUCUGAGUUAGGUUGGUCUUCCGGUUCUAUGUUAAAUGGCUGCCUUAGAAGACCUUGGAUCAACAUCUCUCGCCAAUGGAGCCAUUGGAAUCAGUUUGCGGGUUUUAAGCUUGGGUCAGGAGAUAGCAUCUUGUUUUGGACUCAUGAAUGGAUUGAAAAUCAGCCCUUAAAGGAUAGAUUCUCAAAGAUCUAUCAAAUCUCCACCAAUCCUUCCGGAUCAGUAGUUGAGUUUUGGGAUGCACAGACCCUAUCUUGGAGAAUUUCUACAAGACGAGCUCUAAAAGAUGAUGAAAUAGAGGAGUUCAGUGUACUUUUAUAUCUUCUGCAUUCUCAUUCUCCUUCCAAUGAAUUGGAUAGGAGACUUUGGUCACUUGAACCUUCGGGUAUGUUUUCAGUUGCAUCAAUUAGUAAACUAUGUAGUGCUUCUUCAUUGCCAAAGGCCUUAUUUAAAGCUAUCUGGAAAUCCAAAAGUCCUAAAAAGGUCCUGUUUUUAACCCACAAGUCUCUUUAUUAUGGAUCAAUGCAGUCAAGGCAUUGGUGUACGAAGUUUGGUACGAAAGAAAUCUUAGAACCUUUGAAGGAAAGAAGCAGUCCCCCACGGCUCGUCUUGACAUCGCUAGAUUUAAAGCUUCUCAAUGGAGCUCCCUAUCUCCUUUAUUUAAAUCUUAUUCCCCUAGUCUGAUUUGCUCGAAUUGGAAUGUUUUUAUGGCAGUUUUUUAAGAUUUUAGUUUAUUUUUGUUUCAUUUCAAUUUUCACUCUUUCGAGAGUUUGUA